Messenger RNA from Copidosoma floridanum, 596 nucleotides. RefSeq names its product peptidyl-prolyl cis-trans isomerase NIMA-interacting 4. NCBI's taxonomy places the organism in Eukaryota, Metazoa, Arthropoda, Insecta, Hymenoptera, Encyrtidae. The record is from RefSeq and is a predicted model, not a curated record. Gene Ontology annotation, molecular function: DNA binding; peptidyl-prolyl cis-trans isomerase activity. Gene Ontology annotation, biological process: rRNA processing.
UCCAAUGUGACGAUGUGACCGCGGCUUAAAGAUUCGUAAGAUUACGAAAAUAAAUUUAUUCUCUCUUAUUUGGUAUUUUCACAAUCUUUCAUCACAAAUUCUAUGGAUUCAUAGUUGAAUAGGAUUUGAUUUGCUUAUAUAGCUUUAAAAGCUUUUAGCAUAAUUUAAUAUACUAUGCCACCAAAAAAAGGUGCUGGAGCUGCUAGUGCCAAGGGUGGUGGAAAGUCAAAGGGUGGAGGAGAUGAUGGAGAUAAAGGAAAAGGAGAAAAAAAAGGAGGCACUUCUGUCAAGGUACGACAUAUUCUUUGUGAGAAACAGUCAAAAAUUUUAGAGGCUCUAGAAAAACUGAAAGCUGGACUAAAGUUUAAUGAAGUUGCUGCAACUUAUAGUGAAGACAAAGCAAGAUCUGGUGGAGAUCUGGGAUGGAUGACACGUGGUUCCAUGGUUGGUCCAUUUCAAGAAGCAGCAUUUGCAUUACCAGUUUCUAGUCUUGGUUCUCCAGUAUACACAGAUCCACCUGUCAAAACAAAAUUUGGUUAUCACAUAAUAAUGGUGGAAGGAAAAAAAUGAAAACGUGUACAUGAAAUUUUUUUGUC